Austrofundulus limnaeus is the source of this 1076-nucleotide messenger RNA. Its product is annotated as C-X-C motif chemokine 9. NCBI's taxonomy places the organism in Eukaryota, Metazoa, Chordata, Actinopteri, Cyprinodontiformes, Rivulidae. Bases 229 to 630 code for a protein of 133 amino acids. Gene Ontology annotation, molecular function: chemokine activity. The record is from RefSeq and is a predicted model, not a curated record. Gene Ontology annotation, cellular component: extracellular region. Gene Ontology annotation, biological process: immune response. The transcript is spliced from 4 exons.
CGGGUGYUUUUCUCUUUCACUUUGUGGUUUUUGUGUUUCCCUUUCCAGUCUGAAAAUUUCCCUUUUGUCACAGGAAAGAUGAUGUAGGCAACUGAAAAAUCGUAUUUAAGAGACAAUCCUCAGCCUCUACUCCUCACAGAUCUUCUGCCAACAAAAACUGCUGCCUCAUCUCACAAACCAAACAUCUUKAGCACCUCAGUCAUCUCAGCCUGAACAAGAACUCCAACUAUGUCCGGCAUCAUCAAGGCAUUCCUGCUCCUGGCUGUGGUGGCCUGCAUCGCUAAAGCCCAGCUCAAUGAAGCUGGACAGAGCUGUUUGUGUCAGCGAUUCAGAAAUGGCAUCGACUCAAAGUCCAGUCCAAAGGACAUCCAGUUUUACCCGGCAACUAUCUUCUGUGACAGAGUGGAGCUUGUUGUCACCAGUGAAAAUGGCUAUCGCUACUGCCUGAACACUGAYCUGCAGGCCGUGAAAAAGAUGAUAGCUCGUUUCAUGAAGGCGAGGAAAACCUCCACCUCCAACCCUACUGAUGUCACCAGCUCCAGCGGCUUCAGCGCCACCACUGGCACCAGCAUCGACAGUGAAACCAGCAGCACCAGCGGCACCAGUGGCAGCUGGUGCUUGGCUGAAUAAGUUCUUCAUUUUUCUUCUGAACUAAUGCACCUUAAAGUUAAGAAAACAAGUCAAGUUAUACUGACUGUCCAUAAACUGUCGUCGUUUUGCAGGCAUACAUAUGUACGGCAAACUCACUGAUUUUUUUUUCAAAUACAACAGAUUUUUUUAAAAAAGCUCAAAUUUAUUUCAUGUUUCAGAGAUUGUAGGAUGUAAAAAAAUUAAGUUAAAUAACCAUCUCCUAACCUGCUUUGCUGAAUUAAGUUCUCCAUUUUCCUGUUCCCUUUUCCCAGCACCGCAGGUGCUGUUACCUCUGUCCCACAUUCUGUCUUUCCCUGUGGCUGACAGUCCGCUUGAACUACUGCCGUCCCUCCCUCUAAUUAAUUUUUUUUUUAAAUACAGAAUUUUUGUGAAAAUUGCAGAUUUUGGAGUGUUAAGAUACAAAUAAACAUCUAAAGGGACAGGUA